Molecule: messenger RNA, 2741 nt
Organism: Cuculus canorus (common cuckoo)
Lineage: Eukaryota; Metazoa; Chordata; Aves; Cuculiformes; Cuculidae
Gene: DEUP1
Product: deuterosome assembly protein 1
Exons: 13
Coding region: 1-1995 (664 amino acids)
Biological process (GO): de novo centriole assembly involved in multi-ciliated epithelial cell differentiation; centriole replication
Cellular component (GO): deuterosome; centriole
Source: RefSeq, a predicted model, not a curated record
AUGUUCUGUAGUAUGGAGCAGGACUUAGGAGCGUUUCAGGAACAAGUUGUCACUAAAACUUCUCCAUGUGAAGCUGAACUUCAGGAGUUAGUGCAUCAAAUUGACAUUAUGGUAAACAGCAAGAAAAUGGAAUGGGAAAAGAAGAUGAAAGCAUUAGAAACAAAGAUAUAUAUCCAGGAUCAAGAAUUAGCAAGUACCAAAAUAAAACUGGAUCAAAAAGGUCAAGAGGUGGGACUACUUCAACAGAAACUGGAAGAUUUACAGAAAACUAAAUAUGAAAUGGCUCAAAAUUAUGAAACUCAGCUUCAAGCACUGAAAUCUCAAUUUUCAAAGUUGACACAUAGUUACAAAAAGCUGAAGGCAUAUCAGUUAAAACAAACAAUGGCUGAAAGUAGAGAAAAAUGUGAGGAAAGUCUAGAGACACCAUCUGAACGGAGAAAUUUGUCCAAGAAACUGGAGGAAUUUAAGGCAAAAUCAAAAGAAUUGGAUAAGAAGGGAACAAUCUGCCAAAAAUAUCACCUUUAUUUAGAUGAUCAACGAAAAUCAUUAUCUGAGAAAUGUAAUUUAUUUCAGAAGCAGAUUCCUAACCAUCAAUUCGAAAUAAGCAAUAAGAAACAAACACAAGAAGAGAGAGUUACCUAUGGCCAGCCUGAAAGCAAAAUGGAUGAGUUGAUUAUUGAAAAGCUAAAGGCAACUGUGAAUGAAAUAGUAAUAAACAAGGAUAAACUAGAAGAGGAAAAUCUGAAACUCCAGGAGGAUCUGAAAAUGUACCAAAACCAGUGCCAGAGCAUGGAGGCAGGCUUUUCAGAAAUAAGAAAUGAGCUGCAGUCAAGGGAUGCCCUCUGGAGAAGGAUACAACUGGAAUGCCAACAGUUGCAUAUGGAAUUAUCAAAAAUCAGAGAGUAUAAAGAUAUGCAGGAAAUUCAAAUCAAGCAUCAGUCAUCUUGUCCACAGCUUACUGAGCAAGAAGGAAAUACAAAUACUGAGUUAUUACUAUUGACACAAAGUCAGCAACACCAGCGAGAAGAGCUAAACAAGAUAAGAAACCAUCUUUAUCGAGAGGAGCAGUCCCAUUGCUCUGAGCAGGAUAGAAUGAAGACUGAAAUCUCUGACCUGACAGAAGAGCUUCAUCAGAAGGAGAUCACUAUAGCAACUAUCAUGGAGAAAGCUAGUCUUCUGGAAAGACAGUUAAAAAUGGAGUUAGAGAUAAAAAACAAAUUGUUAGCAAAACAACAGUUGUUGGAUUUCCAAUACGAAGCUAGGAGAUCUGGAAACACACAUCGAAAAGAGAUGAUGGAAAACCAGGGGUGUAAAAGUUGCAUGCAUAUGGAUUUAUCUAACAAAGAACAUGGAAAUGUCACACCUUCCAUUCACAAACAGGAACAUGAGAGUGUAAGACUACAAAAUAGUCUUAUUGAACUACAAAAUGACACAGAAACAUCGGUACUGGCUUGCAUGGAUACAUACAGAGAAACAAAGCACAGCUACAAAACCCAUUCAAAGAUGCAAGAAAAGGAGGAGAGAACUCUCCGAAAGAAAGAUGCAUGGAAAAUUGAACAUCAACAGAUUGCUAUGUUCACAGCCUGCGGAUGCCACAGAAACUGUAGUCCUGCUUCAUAUGGCCAAGGCAAUAUCACUGGUUCUAAAAGUGAUAGCGCUUUUCCUUCUUGUGCACUUGACAGAGGUUAUGAAAAGAAAACUGGUGAUAAAUCUCCAUCACUACCAAUGGGGUAUCCUUUGGGCUUCGGUGGGCCGUUUCCUGAGAAGGGCAGUACAGGUACCUUACUGAGCCCUGUUUACGAUGCUGAAGAAAUCAAAUUAUCUUCUCCUUCUGAGAUGUCCUUCCUUGCUACAACAGAAAAAUUUCUUCAAGAGGAAGAGAGACAUACAAGAGAGUUUGAAGAACGUUUAAAUUUGCACCUUGAAGAGCUGCAAAUAUAUUCUGAAAAUACUCUAAAAAAAUACGCCAGGACACAGCAAAGCAGGAGCACUUAAGCCAGUCACAAUUCAGGAAAUAAAACCGAGUAAUCACCCGUGAGUUUCUUAGAACUAAACUCUGCAUCUAACUGCUCAAUGUAUUUAGGCACAUUGCAAAUAGCAUGCAUUUUUAACACUAAGGCUUCAACAAGAUAAUCAUUAUCCUACAGAUUUAGGUAUAUUGCAACUUGACUAUAUUACAAAAUAUAUUCUAAACAUGUUUUAAGAUAUACAGGUUGGUUUUGCAUAGUUAAAUUGUGUGUGGCAGAGACCCAGUUAUAGCACUGUAAAUUAAGAUACUUUCAAUUCUGUAAUGUACAGAGGGCUAAUAAGUGGAAUUAUUCCCUGGGAAAUAUAAUCAGCCAAGAGAAAUUCUCUAGAUUGCACAGAACAAGAAUAAUAGGGGCCUUUAGCCAUGUCAUAGCUCCUAGCAUAAAGAGCUUAUCUAUGCUCUGGUUAUUCUUGGCUAUGAAAUAGCCCUUGGGACUCAAAAUGAGAAGUUUGAGCUCACUCUUUCUUAUGCUUUAGGCCAUGGAGGUCUGUGAGAGGAACAUAAACAGACAGUGCACAUAUUUUGAUGCCUCCCAGACCUAUAGACUUCACCAGAGGCAGAGUCAGAUCUUAGGUGCUUUACUUGCUUUACAUUAAUACUUCAUAGUUCUUAGAUCCUCUUUGAAUUCAACUAUUCUGGUAUUGAUGUUUUGAUGCUAUGUUGGUUCAUUGUUUAACUGCAUUAAAAGAGGGAAAAAACCUUGAACUUCAGA